Messenger RNA from Drosophila navojoa, 2902 nucleotides. RefSeq names its product N-alpha-acetyltransferase 15/16 (gene Naa15-16). Lineage: Eukaryota; Metazoa; Arthropoda; Insecta; Diptera; Drosophilidae. Gene Ontology annotation, biological process: N-terminal peptidyl-methionine acetylation. Gene Ontology annotation, cellular component: NatA complex; cytoplasm. Gene Ontology annotation, molecular function: protein binding. The record is from RefSeq and is a predicted model, not a curated record.
AUGUGCCUUGGCGAAAAGGAAAUUAAUUAUACACACGCUGAAUUAUCGCUUCAACAAUAAUAGAAUACCUCUUUACCUUUAAUAAAAUAGCGAAACGGAAGCAUUUUUAAUCCGGUGCAAAAGUAGCAGCUGAAGAAGAAGCAGCACAGCAAAACGUCGAAGAUGCCUUCCAGCGAUCCACUGCCGCCCAAAGAGGCUGCACUCUUCCGUAAAUUACUGAAAUGCUACGAAAUGAAGCAGUACAAAAAUGGCCUCAAACUGGCCAAGCAAAUCCUAUCAAAUCCGAAGUUCACGGAACAUGGCGAAACGCUGGCCAUGAAGGGCUUAACACUGAACGGACUCGGGCGCCGAGAGGAGGCGUAUAAGUACGUCCGUAUGGGCCUGAGGAACGAUUUGCGCUCUCACGUCUGCUGGCAUGUCUACGGUCUGCUGCAGCGGAGCGACAAAAAGUAUGACGAGGCAAUCAAAUGCUACCGCAAUGCCCUCAAAUGGGAGAAGGAUAACUUGCAAAUAUUGAAAGAUCUGUCGUUGCUGCAAAUACAAAUGCGAGACUUGGAGGGCUACAAGGAGACGCGUCACCAUCUGUUCACGUUGCGGCCAUCGCAGCACGCCUCAUGGACUGGCUUCGCUAUGAGCUAUCAUCUGCUGGGCGAGCAUAUGAUGGCGAAUAAUAUACUCGAGACGUUUAGCCAGUCGCAGACAUCAAUUGAGGCCCACGAUUACCGACAGUCGGAGCUGUUGCUCUAUCAGAAUCAGAUACUCAUCGAAGCGCACCAGUUGCAGCAGGCGCUCGAUCAUUUGCUUAAGUUUGAGCCACAGAUUGUGGACAAGUUGGCUGUGCGGGAAACUCUCGGCGAUUUGUAUAUUAAACUGAAGCAGGAGGACAAAGCGGUGCCCAUAUAUGAGUCACUGAUCCAGCGCAAUCCGGAGAAUGUUCUCUACUACAAACAAUAUAUGAUGGCCCGACGCGUCAGCUCUCCAAGCGAUAUUGUGGCUGUCUAUCGCGAAUUUCAACAACAAUAUCCACGCGCGCUCUGUCCACGUCGCCUGCCCUUAGACAUUGCCAGCGGCGAAGAGUUUCGGGUCGUGGCCGAUGAAUACUUGCGACGGGGCCUUCGAAAGGGUAUUCCUCCACUGUUUGUCAACGUGCGUUCGCUGCACCAGCAGCCGGAAAAGGCGAACAUCAUCGAGUCGCUAACACUGCAAUAUUUUGAGAAUUUAACGCGUUCCGGUCACUUUUCACGGGAAGAUGCCGAUGCUGGUAUGCCGGUCGAGCCGGCCUCUGCUUUGGUCUGGACCGCAUUGUUUCUGGCUCAGCACUAUGAUUAUAUGCGCGACACGAACCGGGCAUUGGAAUAUAUCAAUGUCGCAAUCGAUCAUACACCAACGCUGAUUGAGCUGCUUAUCACGAAAGGACGGAUUUUUAAGCAUGCCGGCGAUGCUGUGGAGGCCUACGUGUGGCUCGAAGAGGCCCAGAGCAUGGACACGGCCGAUCGCUACAUCAACUCCAAGUGCGCCAAGUAUAUGCUGCGCGCCAACAUGAUUACCGAGGCCGAGGAGAUCUGUGCGAAGUUCACCCGUGAAGGCGUCUCGGCCAUGGACAAUUUGAACGAGAUGCAAUGCAUGUGGUUCCAGACGGAGUGUGCCUUGGCCUUCCAGCGCAUGGGUCGGUGGGGCGAGGCACUUAAGAAAUGCCACGAAGUGGAUCGUCAUUUUGCCGAGAUCAUUGAGGAUCAGUUUGAUUUUCAUACCUAUUGCAUGCGCAAGAUGACAUUGCGCGCUUACGUUGGACUAUUGCGAUUGGAGGAUGUCCUACGGCGUCAUCCAUUCUACUUUAAGGCGGCCAAAUGUGGGAUUGAGGUCUAUAUGCGGCUCUACGAUAAGCCACUCAAGUCGGAGACAACCAUUGAGGAAAUUGAUAUCGAGAACCUACCGCCAUCGGAGCUGAAGAAGCUGCGCAGUAAACAGCGCAAGGCCAAGAAGAAAGCCGAAUUGGAGAGCGCGCAGGCUGCCCAGGCGCAGGUGAAACGCGAACAGCAUCAGAAAUCGAAACAGCAGGCCAAUCAGGAAACCGAUCCGGAUGCACCGCAACUAGACGAGCUAAUCCCCGAGAAACUGGAGCGCACCGACGAGCCGUUGGAGAAGGCAAUUGAGUUCUUAAAGCCGCUGCAGCAGUUUGCCAAAGAGCGAAUCGAAACGCAUUUAUUGGCCUUCGAGGUGUACUAUCGAAAGAAUAAGCUGCUCCUCAUGCUGCAAUCGAUACUGCGUGCGCGUGCUGUCGAUCCGGAGCAUCCCGUUCUGCACAGCUGUAUCAUCCGAUUUAUGAAGGCGCUGGCCAAUGCCAAGAAAUUGGAGCCAUUCAAUGAGCAUGUGCAGCAAGUGCUGGACAAGGCGACCAAAGAACUGAUAGGCACCAAGACGCCACAGCAGUUGAAUGACGAAUUCAUUGCCAAGCAUCAUGCUACUUCCAUAUUGCAUUUAUAUGAGGGCGCACGCGGUCUCUACGAGCUGGAUCCUAGCAAAAAGCAGAAAGCCAUUAAACUGAUCACCAGCUUCAAUCUGAGCAAGAUGCGAUUAGAGGAGGCCGUUCAGGUUUACACGGCGUUGCGGGAUGGCGAUAUCUUUGGGGAGUGCGAAAAAGAGGCGGAUGAGUAUAAGUUGUUGUGCCAGCAACGUUUCCAAUAUGCGCGCAUCUUUCGCAACAUUGAGGAGCUGGAGGCGCAGCUCCAGGAGAAGGAGGCAGCCAAGCUGCGUGCCGAGGAGGAGCAGCAGCAGCUCAAUCAUCUCGAUACAAAUGAGAUGUCUGUAGCGUCGACGCCAGCGUCCAUUGCAGCAGCAUCUUAGAAGCUAUGUUGCGGCAACAGCGACAGCAGCACUAUCAAUAACAACAAUAACAGCAACA